GUCAUGCCAGUCACCACUACAUCUGCGGCGGUACAUAUCACUCCAGUCGUCCUCAAGACCUUUGUCAGGCAUACCAAGCACAAGACCCUCAAGGCAAAACAUGGGGAUAAAUCUCCGAGGGCACUGGAUGACAUCUACUAUGACGAGGCGUUUCACAUCGUCAAGGCCUUCAUAGAACUUGGCACGAAGAACACAGCCGAGUCUCUUCAGAGAUUCACGAACACGCAUGUACCAGCGCCUUUUUGGGUCGCAGUCGUUCCCGUCAGGAUACCACUAGCAUCAUCUAACAGGGCGGCGGAUGCGCUCAUUGAAUGGUUUGGCUCGGAAGAUUUGAAACGCAUUGUUGGCGGUGAACGGUGGUGGCAAGUCCGUGGGCUCGACUGGCUCGACGCCGAGUGGAUCACGGAGAAGGACUUCCUCAAGGACAUUCCCGUCCCCGACGACGUAAAUCGGACUGAAGAAGAGAACACUAUCAAGCGAAUGGAACAGCUUGACCGAGUCAUGCUGUACGUUCACGGAGGUGCUUUUUACUGGGGAUCAAUCAACACCCAUAGAUAUCAGGUGAUUCGCUACGCCAAAAAAAUCAAAGGGCGCGCUUUUGCUGUGAACUAUCGCAAAGCACCGCAAUAUCCCUGGCCGUGCCCGCUUCAAGAUGUCUUAGCAGCUUACUUCUACCUGACCAGACCUCCCUCAGGAGCGGCGCACAAAGCAGUCCAGCCUUCGAAACUAGUUUUCGCUGGCGAUUCGGCGGGGGCUGCAUUAUGUCUCUCGGCGCUCACCGUGCUUCGAGAUCUAGGCCUUCCGCAACCUGCGGGGGCGGUUCUGAUCAGCCCCUGGGUUGACCUUACGCAUAGUUUCCCCAGCGUCAUGACUAACACUGCAACGGAUAUCAUCCCGCCACACGGUUUCAUUCAUAAGCCGUCGACUCUCUGGCCCGUCCACCCGAAACCCGAAGGAGGCUAUACACGCGUGGUACCCACCAAGACGAAGCCCCCUCCCCAACCUGGCCAUGCUAGCAAGCUCAAACCAGAUACGUCUGAAGCCAAGAGUCAGGUCAACGAACGCUUGCUGCAAAGUACCGAACGUGGCGGCUCUGUCCCGCACGCGUCGGAGCUUGAGGACAACCCGUCGGAAGUCCUAGCGCAGAAGGACAUGCAAGCCGAGAAUGGGGACGAAGUCUCGAAGAACGGCAGUGCAUCACUAGCGGACGGAAGCCCUUCCAACGGGGAUCAACCAAAGCAUGUGGAAGACGGUACGGAUGCGGGCAGCGCUAGUUCCGAUAUUGCUCUCGAGUUCUACGAGCCGAAGCCACCUAAAGUGCUGAUGGAGGAUCCCAACGCUACCCCAUGGGAACUCCGCACCCAAAUACAAUUGUACGCGACUACAGAACAGCUCUCACAUCCGCUCGUCUCCCCGAUCAUGCAGUCCUCGCUAGGGAACUUGUGCCCGCUUUACAUAAUAGCCGGGGAUGGUGAACGCCUGAGGGACGAGAUCAUCUACCUUGCGCACAAAGCAGCUCACCCGAAGGAUUACCCGGUUAGACAAGGCGUCUUGCAAGAGGGACGGCGACAGAAGGAGAAUGCCGACAAGUUUCAAACGCCGACCAAGGUCCAUCUCCAGGUUUUCGACGAUCUGUGCCAUGUCUUGACUGUGUUCACAUUCACUACCCCUGGGAAAUAUGCAUACCGGUCGAUCGCUCAGUUCGUCAAGCAUGUCAUCGACAAUCCCGGAGGGCAGCUUCAGCACUAUGCCUUCCCGGAAGUGAGCAAGGACCACACAUCGGAUCGAGAACGCGCCACCGAAGAGCCUGAGGAUCGGUCGCACCUUGAACCUCGUAGUGAGAUCUCAUCACCGAGCUCUGGGCAAACGGGCGUGAACCUCUACGAGUCCAACGUCGCCACUACCAAAGAGGAAGUCGAAUAUGGAAAGGCAGAGAAAACAUCGGGGCAAGGAUCACCAGGUUCCGGGGGUAGCAAAGAGGAUGAUCCCGUCCUCUUCAUCAGGGAGCGCGUCAACCCUCUGGGUCAUGUACGCCCAAUGGAGCCCGCAGAGGAGGUGCCAGCUCUUCGUCUGAAACCAAGCGAAAUUGGUAUCAUCAAGGAGAAGCCCGUUCGAAUGUGGCUUGAAGGACAAGACGAGUGGGACAGGCGCUAUAAGAGCCAAGCGGAGGCGGUGAUCCGCAAACGGAAACAUUACCAGGCGAAGUGGGAGAAGCUGUUGGAGCACGCCAAACAGGAGGGUCUCUUCGGCGAGAAGGAUUCACUACGGUCCACAACCUCCGCAGUGUCCACUGGGGGAACCAUCGAGACCGACAGACGAUGGGGUCCUCUGGAUUUGGAGGGCGAACGGCCGCCUCCUAGUGCGAUUGCGGGCCGAAACGAUACCCGCGAGGCCGUUGCGCUUCUCAAGAAAGCCAUCUACCAUAGCGCACCUGUAACUCAUCAUCAGGUGCCCAAGCAGAAGGUUUCGGGCAUGAUACGCGCAGCCUUUGACCCUCACGACAUGGCCAUCAAGCCGCCACCACAAUCGGUUGCGGAGCAACAGGUCCAUUCGCGUCUCGUGCCAAUGCAUGGCCUCAGGAUGUGGCAGACGCUUGUGGAGUUGUUCAUGCGCAAGAGUAGGCAAAAAGUUGCCAAUGGCGGGAAGCAUGCCAAGGCUACCUUGCGCUCUGCGAAGGACAGCGUUCCCACCGUUACCGACAAUGCUUUAGAUCAGUCCUAGUCCGCCGAGACGUCAUUCCAUUCUCUGUUCGUCGUCCCUCCGUACAGUGUUCCGGGACUAGCAUUUAGAUUGGUCCAUGGUGUGCUUCAGGGCCUUUCGUAUGAUCAUAGACAGUAUAUUUCUUGCCAUCUAGAUAUAUGCCUUGCAGCCGUACGGACGACGCAUCGUCACUUGUUUACAUAUCACAACAUUUAGAGAUCCCAGUCGCCGAUAUAGUACUCCACAUUAG
This is a messenger RNA of Dichomitus squalens LYAD-421 SS1, 2950 nucleotides long. RefSeq names its product alpha/beta-hydrolase. The transcript has 19 exons. Lineage: Eukaryota; Fungi; Basidiomycota; Agaricomycetes; Polyporales; Polyporaceae. Bases 4 to 2721 code for a protein of 905 amino acids. The record is from RefSeq and is a predicted model, not a curated record. Gene Ontology annotation, molecular function: hydrolase activity.